Molecule: messenger RNA, 570 nt
Organism: Sus scrofa (pig)
Lineage: Eukaryota; Metazoa; Chordata; Mammalia; Artiodactyla; Suidae
Gene: HEBP1
Product: heme binding protein 1
Molecular function (GO): heme binding
Source: RefSeq, marked provisional
AUGUUGGGCAUGAUCAAGAACUCGCUGUUCGGGAGCGUGGAGACAUGGCCUUGGCAGGUCCUGAGCAAAGGGGACAAGCAAGAUAUCUCCUAUGAGGAACGGGCCUGUGAAGGCGGGAAGUUUGCCACAGUGGAAAUGACAGAUAAGCCUGUGGAUGAGGCUCUACGGGAAGCAAUGCCCAAAGUGAUGAAAUAUGUGGGAGGUUCCAAUGACAAAGGAAUUGGGAUGGGAAUGACCGUUCCUAUUUCCUUUGCCGUGUUCCCCAGCGACGGUGGCUCCCUACAGAAGAAAUUAAAAGUCUGGUUCCGGAUUCCAAAUGAAUUUCAAAGCAACCCACCAGUUCCCAGCGAUGACAGCAUUAAGAUCGAGGAGAGGGAAAGCAUCACCGUCUAUUCCUUGCAGUUUGGUGGUUACGCCAAGGAAGCUGACUAUGUGGCUCGUGCCGCCCAGCUGCGCACUGCCCUGGAGGGCAUAGCCACCUGCCGGAGUGACGUCUACUUCUGCACAGGCUAUGACCCUCCCAUGAAGCCCUACGGACGUCGCAACGAGGUCUGGCUGGUAAAGGCAUGA